CCUGCGCAGAGCGGCGCGGCGCUGCCGGCCAUGGCGCUCCGCGCGGGAGGGCCGGCGCUGGCGCUGCUGCGGGGCCGCCUGCGCCUCCCCGGGCCCGGCGCCCGCGGGCACGCCCGGCUCGGCCGCUCCGGCGCCGCCGCGCAGCCGGCUGCCGAGGAGCCGGGGGAAGAUGCUGAAGUCAGUACCAGAAAGAAGACAUUUGCUGAAGUCCAGACAGAACGACUGGAUCAAGCUGAACGGACUGUUUUAAUUAAAUGCCCAUCAAAACUUAAUGAAAAAAAAUUAUUGCAGUACUUAGCCAGUCAUGGGACUGUUAAGAGUCAUUUCUUUUUUGAAAAUCGUGGCAUCAGUGCUCUAAUAGAGUUUUCAGAAAAGAGCAGUAUAGCCUCAUUGCAGGAUGCUGUUGGGAUCCCAGGUGCUUCAGAGCAUCAUGUUGUUCCAUUUAAAUCAAGACUUUUUACUUUCACACUGAAAAACCCAGUGAGUCAACACGCUGAAGAGACACCGCUUCACCUCUCUCCUCAGUGUCACAUUCCAGUAAAAGACCUCAUUGAAAAGCUUUGUCUUGCAGACAGUAUAAGCAGUCAGAUGUACAUUCUCCUGAAUGAGUAUCAGCUUACAGAAGAAAACAUCAAGCUGCGAUUUCUGGCCUGUUCUUUGGUUCGGGAUUUUGCACGUGCAUAUUUCCCUGACAGCACAGUAAAGCCAUUUGGCUCUUCAGUCAACACAUUUGGCAAACUGGGAUCUGAUGUGGACAUGUUUCUGGACUUCCGUGAUACAGGAAAGCAUGCUACAAAAAUGAAAAAAGGUCCCUUUGAAAUGGAGUAUCAGAUGAAAAGAUUACCAUCGGAAAGAUUAGCAACUCAGAGGAUUCUCUCUGUGAUUGGUGACUGCCUUGAUAAUUUUGGUCCUGGGUGUGUGAAUGUCCAGAAGAUCCUCAAUGCCCGCUGUCCACUUGUGAAGUUUUCCCAUCAGCCAACAGGAUUCCAGUGUGAUCUGUCAGUGAGCAACAGCAUUGCAAUCAGAAGUUCAGAGCUCCUGUACAUCUACGGCUGUCUCGAUUCCCGGGUGCGAGCGUUAGUGUUCACUGUGCGCUGCUGGGCCCGGGUUCAUGGGCUCACUAACAGUGCUCCUGGCACCUGGAUCACCAACUUCUCCCUGACCAUGAUGGUCAUGUUUUUUCUGCAGAGGAGAUCGCCACCUAUCAUUCCAACACUAGACCAGCUUAAAGAACUGGCAGGUGAAAAAGACAAGCAUAUAAUUGGAGGAUAUGAUUGCUCAUUUGUCAGUGAUUUAAGGAAGAUUAAACCUACAAAAAACACAGAAACACUUGAUGUAUUGUUGGGUGAGUUUUUUGAAUAUUUUGGAAACUUUGAUUUCAGAAGGAAUUCCAUAAAUCUUCGAAAGGGAAAGGAAGUAAAUAAGCCUGAGUCGUCUCCUCUUUAUAUCUGGAAUCCCUUUGAACAAGACCUUAAUAUCAGCAAGAAUGUUAAUCAGCCACAGCUGGAGAAAUUUAUAGCUAUGGCCAGAGAAAGUGCCUGGAUUUUACAGAAGGAAGAUAAAACUCAGCAAAUGAUCAAUAAGGAACCUUGGGGACUGGCAGCUCUGUUGAUACCAUUUGGAAAAAAUUCCAGCAAGAUGAAGAAUAGGAUGAAAGGAAUAGGAAGUGAAACAAUCAGAAGCCUCUUGGACUCUUUAAGGUUAAAUAAUGCAAGCAGUCAACAAAAAGCAGUGGGAAAAUGACUUUAAGCACAGAAACAUAAUAGCUAAUAUUCUGUUUUAGGAAUUGAAUGUGACACGCAGUCCAAAGAACAUAAAUUUUAAAAUUUCUAUUAUGAGGAAUGGAGAAUCAAGCAAUCUCUGUUUUUCAUCAUAAUGAUUUUUGUACAGGUCUGCAUUCUUUCUGUACAUUUUUCUCCUCCUUACUCCUCACUUUUCCAUCUGUUUUAUGAAUGAAGAGUAUUCAAAUGUAAGUUUUACAGAUGCAUUUGGGAAAUAGCUUUCAGUUGGGCACUCUUCUGUAAAAAAGGCUGACAGGAGCAGUAUGGGAAAAAGCCUUUGGGAAUUCUCUUGGUUAGCAUACAAAUGAUAUGCUAAUUAAAAGCUCAAGAAGCAACCACCUUUCCAUGAAACCACAGUCUGAAAGAAGAUAAAUGUGUUGGAACCAUUGUUUCCAAUCCAGUCGUGUUUUGGAAGCCAGUAAAACCGAAGUGCAUGUAUCUAUUUUUGCAAUUGUUUUCCAUUCGUGUAGAUAAUGCCAAGACAAAAUAAAGAGAAUGGAAUUAGAUA
Motacilla alba alba is the source of this 2289-nucleotide messenger RNA. It is a transcript of the gene MTPAP, whose product is annotated as mitochondrial poly(A) polymerase. Bases 31 to 1743 code for a protein of 570 amino acids. Gene Ontology annotation, molecular function: poly(A) RNA polymerase activity. Gene Ontology annotation, cellular component: mitochondrion. The record is from RefSeq and is a predicted model, not a curated record. NCBI's taxonomy places the organism in Eukaryota, Metazoa, Chordata, Aves, Passeriformes, Motacillidae. The transcript is spliced from 9 exons.